Molecule: messenger RNA, 3138 nt
Organism: Danio aesculapii
Lineage: Eukaryota; Metazoa; Chordata; Actinopteri; Cypriniformes; Danionidae
Gene: snai2
Product: snail family zinc finger 2
Exons: 3
Coding region: 135-908 (257 amino acids)
Biological process (GO): regulation of DNA-templated transcription
Molecular function (GO): DNA-binding transcription factor activity, RNA polymerase II-specific; RNA polymerase II cis-regulatory region sequence-specific DNA binding
Source: RefSeq, a predicted model, not a curated record
GGAGUGUUAGAGCAGAUCAGCGCUGGAAUAUGAAGCUCUGCUGGACCGAGCAAUAAGGAUUACAGUGAUUUGAAUUUCUAAACGAGAAGACAGGACCAUUUUUAUCUGCGAGACAACUUUAUACGCACUCCAGGAUGCCUCGGUCAUUCCUAGUAAAGAAGCAUUUCAAUGCGGCCAAGAAACCGAAUUAUAGUGAACUGGAGAGUCCAACAGUGUUUAUUUCUCCAUAUGUCUUAAAAGCACUCCCGGUGCCUGUUAUACCUCAACCUGAAGUGUUAAGCCCGGUGGCAUACAAUCCCAUAACAGUAUGGACUACCAGCAACCUGCCACUGUCUCCCCUUCCCCACGACCUCUCCCCCAUAUCCGGAUACCCCUCGUCCCUCUCUGACACAUCCUCUAAUAAGGACCACAGCGGUUCGGAGAGCCCCAGGAGCGACGAAGAUGAGCGGAUACAGUCUACCAAGCUGUCGGACGCUGAGAAGUUUCAGUGUGGUUUGUGUAACAAGUCCUACAGCACGUAUUCGGGACUCAUGAAACACAAACAGCUGCAUUGCGACGCACAGAGCCGGAAAUCAUUCAGCUGCAAGUACUGUGAGAAGGAAUACGUGAGUCUAGGAGCCCUAAAGAUGCAUAUAAGGACACACACGCUGCCGUGCGUUUGUAAAAUGUGUGGAAAAGCUUUCUCCAGGCCUUGGCUGCUGCAGGGACACAUUAGGACACACACAGGCGAGAAACCGUUUUCCUGCCCCCACUGCAGUCGUGCGUUUGCAGAUCGAUCGAACCUCCGAGCCCACCUGCAAACCCACUCAGACGUGAAGAAAUACCAGUGCAAGAACUGCUCCAAAACAUUCUCUCGCAUGUCGCUGCUGCACAAACAUGAGGAAUCUGGCUGUUGCAUCGCACACUGAGAGGCCUGCAUUCAACAAGUGCCUCCGAUUGGGAACGCUGAUCUCAGACCUGUCAGAUUGAUCUGGAAAGGAAGUGCAAAAUGCAUCCCAAAAGACAAUUUCAAAAUGCACCACGCCAGGGUCUGAAUGAAUCAAGUGUUUGUGUUGAGUCAGAUUCCAACCAAGACAUUACAUGUUAAAGGGAUAGUUCACCUAAAAAUGAGACUUUAAUCAUCAUUUAAUCACCAUUUACUUGUUCCGAUCUACUAUGGAAGUCAAGAGUUACAGGUUUCGAACAUUAUUCAAAAUAUCUUCUUUUGUGUUCAACCAUAACCAAUUGAACUCAUUACAAAUCCUGUAACCAUUGACUUCCAUUUAUUUUUCCUACAAUAGAAGUGACUGUAACCAUUGACUUCCAUUUGUUUUUCCUACUAAGGAAGUCAAUGGUUACAGGUUUUGAACAUGCUUCAAAAUAUCUUCUUUUUGUGUCCAACCAUAACCAAUUGGAACCACUGCAAACCUGUAACCAUUGACUUACAUUUAUUUUUCCUACUAUAGACGUUACUGUAACUAUUGACUUCUGUUUGUUUUUUCUACUAUCUAAGUCAAUGGUUACAUGUUUUGGACAUUCUUCAAAGUAUGUUAUUUUUGUGUUCAACCAUAACCAGUUGGAACCACUACAAAACCUGUAACCAUUGCAUUCCAUUCAUUUUUCCUACUAUAGAAGUUACUGUAACCAUUGACUUCCAUUCAUUUUUCCUUCUAUAGAAGUUACUGUAACCACUGACUUCCGUUAUUUUUUUUACUAUGGAAGUCAAUGGUUACAGGUUUCGAACAUUAUUCAAAAUACCUUCUCUUGUGUUCAACCAUAACCAGUUGGAAUCACUACAAAACCUGUAACCAUUGACUUCCAAUUAUUUUUCCUACUAUAGAAGUAACUGUAACCAUUGACUUACAUUUGUUUUUCCUACUAUGGAAGUCAAUGGUUACAGGAUUUGGACAUUCUUCAAAAUAUCUUCUUUUGUGUUUAACCAUAACCAAUUGGAACCACUACAAAACCUGUAACUAUUGACUUCCAUUUACUUUUCCUGAUAUAAAGGUUACUGUGAGCAUUGACUUACAUUUGUUUUUCCUACUAUAGAAGUCAAUGGUUACAGGAUUUGAACAUGCUUCAUAAUAUCUUCAUUUGAUUAUGUUUAACCAUAACCAAUUGGAACCACUACAAAACCGUAACCAUUGACUUCUGUUUAUUUUUUUUCUUCAAUGAAAGUCACUGUAAUCAUCAACUUUCAUUUGUUUUUUCUACUAUGGAAGUCAAUAAUUACAGGUUUCGAACAUUCUACAAAAUAUCUUCUUCAACAGUAACCAAUUGGAACCACAACAAAACUGGUAACCAUUGACUUCCAUUUAUUUUUCCUACUAUAGAAGUCACUGUAACCAUUGACUUCCAUUUAUUUGUCCUACAUAUGGAAGGCAGUGGUUACAGGUUUCAAACAUUCUUCUAAAUAUCUUCUUUUGUGUUCAACCAUAACCAAUUGGAACCAUUUGAGGGAGAGUAAACAGUGAAGAAAUUGUCAUUUUCUUGGGUGAACUAUCCCUUUAAUUGAAACUGACCCAAAACAGCCUCUGAGCUGGUUCCUGGAGAACCUUCAACACCCUCAUAAAAGAAAAGACUGUUUGCUGGAACUCAUUCAUUUCAGUGUAAUCGCAGAUUGUCAUGCGGACACCAUCAUGUGCCUUCCAUUUCAACAGUAUUUGCCCUGUAUUAGGGGGUUGAGCUGAUGUGUACUGUACAUUUGUUUACGAGUAUGUACUAUUUGGGAGGGUUUUUUUAAACGCUAGCCUGUCUAAAAAGCAAUAAUUUAUAGAGUGACCGAAUGUUAAAUGAUGGUCAUUUGUAUUUUAAACAUUUUUGGAGAGGUAAUCGGUUAGAUAUUUCAUACCAAGGAGCUUGAGACCAAAGGAAUAAUUAAUGCCAUGUUUUUAUUAAUAAAACGGGGAACAAGUGCAAAGAGAUCUUGAAUUACAAGUAUUUAAACUGUUGUGUGGUCAAACAGCAGUCAACCAGCACUCAGACAUGCAAUGCUUUUGCCAUGUGCCUAUUUUUCAUCAGGAACUUAAGAGAUUUUGCCAUGUAAUUGUUUUUUUGAAUGUAUAUGACACUGAUAUGAUUGUACUUUGUAUUGCAAAGUGUAAAUGAAUGGUAUGAUUUUGUACAAAAAUAAAAUGUACGCUUUUUUUGAGUACAACA